UGUUAUUUUAUAUAAAUAAUUGCACGCCUAAUAUCACUAUAAUGAAAUAAAUUAUCUAUUUGCAGUAAAUCAAUAAUUCUAAUACAUUUACUAAUAAAUCUUUUAAUUUUUUGCUUUUGUUUUUUUGUAUUCAAUAUUCAUAAUAUUUUUGUCUCAUAUUAUUUAUAUCUUUUGAUAUAUUUUAUAUAAAUAAUUGCACGCCUAAUAUCACUAUAAUGAAAUAAAUCGUCUAUUUGCAGUAAAUCAAUAAUUCUAAUACAUUUACUAAACGUUUUAAUUUGGGCUUUUGUUUUUUUUUUGUAUUCAAUAUUCAUAAUAUUUUUGUCUCAUAUUAUUUAUAUCUUUUGAUAUAUUUUAUAUAAAUAAUUGCACGCCUAAUAUCACUAUAAUGAAAUAAAUCGUCUAUUUGCAGUAAAUCAAUAAUUCUAAUACAUUUACUAAACGUUUUAAUUUGGGCUUUUGUUUUUUUGUAUUCAAUAUUCAUAAUAUUUUUGUCUCAUAUUAUUUAUAUCUUUUGAUAUUUUAUAUAAAUAAUUGAACGCUUAAUAUCACUAUAAUGAAAUAAAUCGUCUAUUUGCAGUAAAUCAAUAAUUCUAAUACAUUUACUAAACGUUUUAAUCUUGGGCUUUUGUUUUUUUUUUGUAUUUAUUCAUUAUUCAUAAUAUUUUUGUCUUAUAUUAUUUACUUAUAUGUUUUUUUAUAUUUCAUAUAAAUAAUUGCACGCUUAAUCACUAUAAUGAAAUAAACUAUCUAUUUGCAGUAAAUAAAUAAUUCUAAUUCAUUUACUAAACGUUUUAAUCUUGGGCUUUUGUUUUUUUUUUGUAUUUUUUCAUUAUUCGUAAUAGUUUUGUCUCAUAUUAGUUAUAUUUUUUGAUAUUUUAUAUAAAUAAUUGCAUGCUUCACGCUUAAUAUCACUAUAAUGAAACAAAUUGUCUACUUGCAGUAAAUCAAUAAUUCUAAUACAUUUACUAAACGUUUUAAUGUUGGUCUUUUGUUUUUUAUUUGUCUUUUACAUUAUGCAUAAUAUUUUUAAUAGAAAUAAAUUCGGGAAAUUUUUUGAAUAGUGUUUCUACAGAUUUUUUAUACGUUUUUCUUUCUUUAGCUAUUUAAGUAUGUGUUCGAUAUAUUUUUUAUUAAUUGUUAGAUAUAUAUCUAUUGUUUCUAUUUUGUAUGUCAUCUAAUUUUUGCUUGUUUUUGGUAACAGUUCAUUUAAUUGUUUUUAAAUAAAACUUUUAUAUUUGGUUUCUUGCUUAUAUAGCGUAAAUUAACUUCCGGUGUAGAUAUUUAUUUGUCUUUGUAAGUUUUUGGUCCCAAAACAAUUAGAUUUGCACGAUUGCUUCUUGUAUAUAUGCCACACAGAUUGAGACAGUCAUCAGCAGAUCCAAAUAAUACGAAUACUGUCAGGCCCGUUUUACCGAAUAGGCACGGUAGGCACGUGCCUAGGGCGCUAGGUUUUGGGGGGCGCAAAAAAAAAUUGCCGUGGUUGUAUCAGCAUGCCUCAUUUCAUUUAUUGCGCCACUGCCGAAAGCCGACAUCUGACCCAAAUCACAGCCCGCCCGGCGCUCCGCGCUGUACUUAACGUGCCACUUGUGGCCGUGUGCCAGCCACACAGCCCGCCUCGCGCCCCCUUCCACCGCCACUGGUUGCUAGUCAACCACGCUCGGCCUCUCUCUCCGCCCGCACCCCGACCACCCUCCCCACUUCCUACCGUGGAUUGAUUACGCCUGUCACAACUUGAAAAUCUGUAGUUGUUGUUGUUUACUUUUUUGGAUGAUUUGUGACAACGUGUAUCAUUAUGAAUUGAAAGUAUAUUCUUUUGUCCUAGUCAAUGUGAUAUCUGUAGGUGCUGAAGUGAAGACUGAAGACUGUGGUAGUGGUGUGGUUUAAUAUCGGUAUAGUAUAGUGUGACCACAGAUAAAAGAAGUUCUUUUAUCCAUGUUGUGACCCUCUUAGUAUUUUGAACAAUAUACUGUGAAACAAAUUCUGUGAUCAAGAAGAAGGGACAAUUUAUUUGCGCGUAAGUAAAUUGAAUAGAAGUAACACAGCAAAUUGUGAUCUAAUUUUAUAAAGUAAAAUACAAGCAAUAAAACUCAUUCCAAAGGUUAUGCUCAUAUACAACAUUAUAAUAAUGUAUUAAUUUUAUUGAUAGGGCGGUUUUUUAAUAAAGUCGUGUGUUAUUGAGCUUCUCAAAGGAAUCGUAAUGAGUUCUUCAAAGCCAAGUGGUUCCGAGUUUCGUAAACGAGCGGCUGAAAAACACCAAAAAGAGCAAAAUGUUUUGAAAAAGAUCCCCAAAAUAUCCGGAUUUUUCAAGGUUGCGCCAAAACCACAGAUAAACCUACAAAAUCCGUCUUCGUGUAAUCCAGUAAAAAAUGACCCCCUAAGAAUUCUCAUUCAUCCAUCAACGUCGGCCGCAGUAGAUUCAACAACUGCAAUCGCACACAGCAUACCUAACUCAGAAAAAAACCUGGAAGUAGAACGCCCGAAAAUCAAGCCUACGGACUCAGUUGAAGACCAAUAUAAUUUUGAGACUAAAGAGAAAGACCCUAUUCAUUCUCCAACGUCGGCCGAAUUAGAUACAACUAUUGCAAUUGUGCACGAGCACGACAGUAACUCAAACUCAGACACAAACCUCGUAGUAGAAAGUGUGAAGCCCAAAGACCCAGUUGAAGACCAAUACGAUUUUGAGCUUGAAGACCCGGCAUCAUGGAAUAUCAAAAAUGAAUCGCAAGUAAAUAAAAUAAUAAGUUCUGAAUUUGAUCAAAAUCUUCUGCAAGCUGAUUUUUCAAAGUCUGAACAUCACGGCGAUGGAAAAAGUAAGGUGAAACGGAAGCUUUCGGUCAACUUAUUUCUUGUCACGCUUCCGAACGGAGAAAAGAUCAAAAAAGACUGGCUUAUUUACUCGCAAUCAACAGGGCAGGUAUUUUGUAAAUUCUGCCUUAUUUUUCAACCAGAGGACAAAUCCACAUCUUUUAACAAAGGGUUUAAUGAUUGGAAAAAUUCCUUUGCAUUAGCUGAGAAACAUGAAAAAUCUGACGACCACAGGGCUAAUGUUUUGAAAUUUAUUUUGAGGAAAAAGACCACAUCUAAUGUCACCAAACAAAUUCAAAGUCAAUACCAGGAAGAAGUGAAAUAUUGGCGAGAAAUAUUGACAAGAGUUGUGUCUAUUGUAAAAUUUUUGUCGAGUAGAGGUCUCCCAUUUAGAGGUGAUAACCAAACGUUUGGAUCUACAUCAAACGGACUUUUUCUAGGCUGUCUUGAGCUGAUAAGUGAAUUUGAUCCGUUUCUCGCCCAACACAUAGCAACACAUAGUAACAAAGGCAAAGGUAGUGUAUCGUACCUUUCGUCUGACAUUUGCAAUGAAUAUAUUGAGAUUAUGAGCAAAGAAGUACUGAAACAAAUCUUGAAUGAAAUCAGGCAAGCUCGCUAUUUCUCUUUAAUCAUAGACUCCACACCUGACGUGUCGCACACAGACCAAUUGGCUGUAAUACUUCGGUAUGUUUCAUUGCCCAAUGCUUGCGCCAACGAACGCCUGAUACAACUCUUACCAAGUGUAUGCCACAAAUCUGGAAGUUUGGAAGAAGCAACCCUCAGUUUACUUGAGAAACUUGAGCUGGAUAUCGAUAACUGUCGUGGACAAAGUUACGACAAUGCAUCAAACAUGUCGGGCAUAUACUCAGGUCUUCAGGCAAGGAUUAAAAGCAAAAAAUGAUCUUGCUGACUAUGUACCAUGUGCAGCCCACUCACUAAACCUUGCUGGGUGUUUUGCUGCCGAGAAGGCGUGUCCAGAAGCCACAAUAUUUCUUACAUUCGUACAAGGGCUGUAUGCUUUUUUCUCGGCAUCCACUUACAGGUGGAACAUCCUAAAAAGUCAUAUUGAAAAGAUUAAAGAAGGAAAAUCAAAGAAAGAUCAGAGAAAGCUAAUGGUAAAACCCCUGAGUGACACAAGAUGGUCUGCUAGGGCAGACGCCCUUCGAGCUUUAAAAAUAAGUCGACAUGAAUUAAAAGAUGCUCUUGAAGAGCUAAAUAAAGACAAUACUCAGACACCAGCAACACAAUGCACAGCCGCUGGGUUUCUAAAAACACUUGGACAUUUCCAAACCACGUUAUUAACUGUGAUCUGGGACGAAAUUCUCGACAGAGUUGAUAAAACAAGUAAGACUCUUCAAAAUCAAGAUUUAGACCUAUUUGGUGCCACAAAGGAACUUGAAACACUAUCUUCGUUUUUGAGUGAAAAGAGAGAUUUAUUUGAUGAUUUCGAGUCCAAAGCAUUGAAACUUGCAGAAAAAGAAGAAGCUGUAUACGACAAAGUAAGAAAAAGAAAGUUAUUGCCCGAUGAAAAGGACAGAAGCAUGGAAGAAACAUCUUCUCGAGAAAGAUUUCGCACUGGGGUGUUUAUUGCCAUUGUUGACAACAUAGCUUAGGUGGCUUGUGAAGCUAAACUGUUAGGAGAAGUAUACAAAAAUGAUAUUGAUGGGGAAGACUUUGCCCAGGAAUGUAACCAUUUCAAACAAUACAUGGUUUUGGAGAACCUUUCUAAGAUCAAAGAAAUGUACGCCUACAUAAAAUCAAACAGAUUAGAGAACACUUUCCCCAAUUUGGAGGUUGCUCUCAGGAUAUUUCUAACCUUACCUGUGACGAACUGCACAGCUGAACGUAGCUUUUCAGCUUUGAAAAGAGUGAAGUCAGAAAUUAGAUCGUCGAUGGUUGAUGAAAAGCUUAAUGGCUUAUUGUUGCUGUGCACCCAAAACGACAUUACUUUAAAAUUAGACUACAAAAACAUUAUUGACGACUUUGCAACACGGAAAACCAGAAAAAAGCUAUUGUAUGAAUCUCUAGUCAGUCUAGUGGUAAGCCAACAAACCAAAAAUAAUCCAAAGAAAAUGUGAUUAAACGAAUACUGUAAAUAAUGUAAAUACUUCAAAUGUAAAGAAGGGAGGGUGGGUGGUCCGUGAUGCCGUGAGGUACGUUACACGCAUUCCCACCGGAGGCCAGUAGAUACCUCACGGCUACCGGUUGCCAGUCCGGGACACGGCGGGUCCAUAGGUGGUGGAUAAUGGGAAGGCUGUCGAAAAGAAUCAGGAUAAUUUGUAAAGGAGAGUUAAGGGACAUUAAGUCUAAAGUCCUCCCGAACCAAAACUGGCAUUUCAGACUAAAUCUAAAUUUACGGGGUGUAGGCGCGUUAUGGUAGGGCUGGUGGGGGGAAGGGGAGGGGCGUAAUCAGCUGUAAGGGGUAUAAAAAGGGGCGCUACUCUUCGUUGUGCCUAGGGCGCUGGCAGGGAGUAAAACGGGCCUGAAUACUGUAAUAUUCUAUAACUGGUAUCUGUCAAGACGAUUGCAGUUCUCGUCCUAUAGUAAAAUAUAAGUCUAUAAUAGGUCUGGAUCCCGCGUAUGAAAAAAAAGUUGAUUAAUAGCAAGCUGAAAAUUUGUUAAUAGCUUAAGGGUGUCUAGUCGGACAAACUUUGAUAUAUGGGAACACUGAAACAGGGGCAGUUUUAAUUGUGGAACAGGUUAAAAAUUUGGAACGGUCACACCACGAAAACGGCACAUUUAUUUUGUCCGACAGAACAGACUUAAACUCUCCGAACAGAGAAUAAACUCUCAUGCAAAAAAUCAGACUGCUAUUUAUCACCUGUCAUAAUUCCUGUCACUUGACAUAGUCUACAUGUUCCACUCAUUAAAACGCCCAUUUGGUGACAAAUAGCAGUCUGAUUUUUGCAUGAGAGUUUAAUCUCUGUUCGAAGAGUUUAAGUCUGUUCUGUCGGACAAAAUACAUGUGCCGUUUUCGUGGUCUGACCGUUCCAAAUUUUUAACCUGUUCCACAAUUAAAACUUCCAGUGUUCCCAUAUAUCAUAGUUUGUCCGACUAGACACCCUUAAGCUAUUAACAAAUUUUCAGCUUGCUAUUAAUCAACUUUUUUUUCAUACGCGGGAUCCAGACCUAUUAGUGAUAGGCUGUAAAAAGGAAGAACUGAAUUGAGGUCCACAUGUGCUACGUGUGGGGGAUGGUUAGGUGUACGUCAUGUUGUAUUGGUAACAAUAUAGCAGUUACUUAUACAGACUGAUGUCGGGUACCUCAAUUCUGUGUGCAGCACGUACCCCAAAGGUUUAUUGUUUAUAAGAUAUUGUAUAUUGUGUAACCACACAUGUAAAAAUGUAAGAUCUUUUUAUAGAAGUAUGUAUAUUUCUGUAUCCACAGAGUCUCUGAUCGAUGCAUGUCUGUCUUUAAGGACAUUCUCUUCUUCUUGUUGUAGUUCCUUCUCCUAUGGGAGGUUGGCUAUCAUCACAGCUAUCCGUACCUUAUUGGCGGCGGCUCUGAAAAGAUCUACUGAGCUGCAACUAUACCACUCUCUUAAGUUUCUCAGCGAGGAAAUUCUUCUUCUACAUAUGGAUCUUUUCCCCUUAAUUUUGCCCUGCAUUAUGAGCCGUAAUAUCUCAUAUUUCGCACCUCUAGUAAUGUAGCCCAAAUAUUCCAGCUUUCUUGUUUUGAUGUCCUUUAUCACCUCGCAAUACUUUUGUAGCCUUCUAAGCACCUCUUCAUUCGUAACUCGUUGGAUCCAUGGUAUUUUCAAAAUCCUUCUAUAGCACCACAUCUCAAAUGCUUCUAACUUCUUUGUGUUGUCUACUGUCAGUGUCCAGCCUUCCAUUCCAUACAACAAAGUCGAGAACACGUAGCAUCUUAAGGCUCUUAUUCUCAGCUCCAGAGGAAGGUCUCGAUUAACAAACAUUUUUUUCAUUUUUAUUAAUGCCUUUCUUGCAAUUUCGAUGCGUGUCCUGAUUUUUUACCGUGGUCGUUGUUUUCUGUUACCCUGAUUCCCGGAUAUUUGUAGGUAUUUACUCUUUCUACUUGUUUUCCCUCGAUAUCUAGCCUUUAUACUGUGUGUUGCUUAGAAAUAAUCAUGACCUUGGUUUUCUUAACGUUAAUUUGUAGUCCAUAUUUUGUACUGACUAGAUGUAAUCUAUUUACUAAUCGUUGCAGUGCUUCUAGACUGUCUGCAAAAAUAGCGGUGUCGUCUGCGAAUCUUAUGUUGUUCAAGAUUUUUCCGUUUAUUGACAUACCCUGUUCUGCCUCUGAUAUUGAUUCCUUAAUAAUAGCUUCGCUGUACAGAUUGAAUAACAAUGGAGACAACACGCAACCCUGUCUAACACCUCUUUUAAUUUCUAUGACAUUCUAGGACAUUUUCACAGAGAUAUGAGUGUCCAAGAGACCAAAUAUGUAUUUCACUAGGUCAAGCAACCAGACACAUAGAAGAAUCAUAAUUGACGAUUUUGAACAGGAUGGCUUGGACAUCUUCACAUACCUAGGCUCGCUGUUGGCUAAUGAUAAUGUCAGCGAAGAAAUUAAAAGAAGAAUAUUGCUUGGCAAUAAGUGUUAGUACAGUCGAAACCGCAUAUUAGAAUACCUGAUAUAGGAAUAUCCCGGUUUAAGGAAUAGAAAUUUGAGGUCCCGACAUGUUUUUACUAGCCACCAAUGAUCGGUUAUUAGAAUAUACCGGUUAUAGGAAUACUUUUGCUUGGCACGAAGGCUAUUUCAAUAAGCGGGUUCGACUGUAUAUACCUUGAGAAGACUUCUUCUUCUUAAAGUUCCCUCUCCUAUCAUAGGUUGGAUAUCAUAAUGGCUAUGGUGACUUUGUUGGCUGCUGCUCUGAAUAGUUGUAAUGAACUACAGUUAAACCAUUCUCUAAGGUUCCUCAGCCAGGAGAUGCGUCUUCUUCCUAUGCUUCUUCUUCCGUGGAUCCUUCGUUACGAAAUAAUUCUCAGCAACUCAUAUUUUUCUCCUCUGGUAAUGUGACCCAAAUAUUCCAGUUUUCUAGUUUUUAUACUUUUUAUAAUUUCUAACUCUUUAUUUAAACGUCGUAGCACUUCAACAUUGGUAAUCCUUUGAACCCACUGAAUUUUCAAUAUUCUUCUGUAACACCACAUUUCGAACGCUUCUAUUCUUCUUAUGUGUUGUCUCUUCAAUGUCCAAGCUUCCAUUUCGUAUAGCAAUAUAGAAAAUAUGCAGCAUCUUAGAGCCCUCAAUCUGAGAGGCAAAUGAAGGUCUUUGUUUGUAAGCAGUGUCUUCAUUUUUAUAAAUGCUUGCCUUGCAGUUUCAAUUCGGACUUUAAUUUCUUUGCUUUGGUCAUUUUUGUCAUCAACCCAGGUUCCCAGAUAUUUGUAUGUCUUAACUUUUUCUAUUCGGGUUUGCUCUAUCAUUAACCUUUCAUUUCCAUGUUCUGUUUUUGAGACAAUCAUAAAUUUAGUUUUAUUCUUGUUUAUUUUUAGUCCAUAUCGAAUGCAAUAAUCGUUAAUUCUAUUUAGCAAUUCUUGUAGCGAUCCCAGGGUGUCUGCCAUUAUAACGAUGUCAUCAGCGAAUCUUGUGUUAUUUACUAUUUUUCCGUUUAUAGAGAUUCUAUCACUUAGCUCCGCUAUCGCUUCCUGAAAUAUGGCUUCACUGUACAGGUUAAACAGUAGCGGCGACAGAACACAACCCUGUCUUACUCAUGUCUUUAUAUCAAUAUUCUCGGAUUCUUGUUCUUCUAUCUUUAUAUUGGCCUUUUGAUUCCAAUGAAGAUUAAUGAUAAUUCGUAAAUCUCGUCUGUCUAUAUCUCUGUUUUUCAAUAAUUCUAUUAGUUUUUCAUCUGGGACCCUGUCGAACGCUUUUUCGAGGUCGAUGAAACAGGAAUAAAUAAAUGAGAAGACAGAUGGCCUCAAAACUACUGGCCGGCUAUAAAACACUAAUAAAACACCAGUGCUAACAUGUGAAGUAGAAACGUGGUCACUUGCACAGAAGAACCAGGAACUGCUUAAACGUUUUAAGUGAAAAAUCAUCAAAAGAAUCUAUAUCGAUCUAAUUAGCCUUCUUCGGUCCAUCUUCAGAAGUAGGCCUCCCAUUCUUCUCUUAUUCGCUACAGUCAUCCACUUAGAGCCCACGUGCUUCUUGGUAUCAUCUGCCCAUCUCAGUUGGGGCCUUCCUUUGCUUCGUUUAUACUCCCACGGUCUCCAAUUUAUAAGAAUUUUGUUACAUUGGUCUUUUUUUAUUAUAUGUUGUGUCUUAUCUAACUAACAUCUUAUAUUUACUUUACUGUUUAUUGUUAUCCGUUAGUCUUAUGUGCAACAUUUGCCUUUGUAAACCUGCACGUUUGGGAACCAUAAGUGAGAACAGGGAGUACGCAUUGAUUAUAUACCUUGGUCUUAAGAUGUUGUGGACAUCUUUUGUUUUUAAGGAUUUGGCUUAGUUUGCCAAAUGCCGCCCAUACUAGUCUAACUCGUCUUUUGAUCUCUGCUGUUUGUUUUCCUUGUUUAUAACUUGACCCAGAUAUAUAAUGGUGCACUUGCUCUAUUUCAUCUUGUCCGAUCCUCAUUGUGAUGUCCUUAUCUGUAUUUGUUAUGAUUUUGGUCUUGCUGUAAUUCAUAUCUAUCUUUCCAGCUUCUAUGACCAGUUCUUUUAUCAUUUCAAACAAUUCUUCUUUUUUAUCAGUUAUCAAUACGAUGUCAUCGGCGUAUCUUAAAUGGUUCAAGCGUUGUCCACAAAUUUUUUUAUAGAUUAUCCUAAAAAGAAUAUAUGGAGGAAUAAAAGAGCAAGAUUUAUUGUGUAUGCGUUGCAACUUUGAGUUGUGUAGAAUUGUAUUGCUGUAACUUCAGAGAACCUGACGCUGUAAAGUUCAGGAUGUAAUCAGGCGAGAGAAAGGUGCAACAAUCAGAAAAGUUUUUGACCGAAGAGGGCCGAUGGAACAACGAGCCAGAGGAAUACCGAGACUUGGGUAUCAAAAUAUCCUGCAGAACGAUUUUAAAUCUAUUGAAGUUGGAACAAGCAGAAGAGUUUCCAGAGAGCCAGGGGUGAACGGAGGAUUGUUCUGAAGAAGGCUUUGGAUCAUAACGAGCCGUGCUUCCUCUACCCCAUAUACUAGCAUCAUUUAGUUUUUUAUGACUGACAUAAGGAAAACAUUUAUGAAAAUACAAACAUGGUUCAACCAGCAGGAUGAAUAUAGACAUAUUAAAUGAAUAAUGAAACACACUUGGAGUGAACACUCCUACAAGAGUAUCCUAACAUGAAGCCUUCGAUAAUACCAGUGAUUUCAUAUAAAAAUAGUAGAUGUAUUUGAAUAUUUUUUUAUAUUUUGGAAUAUAUUUUUAAAUAAAAAAUAAAUUGUUUUAAAUUUUA
Messenger RNA from Diabrotica virgifera virgifera (western corn rootworm), 10140 nucleotides. RefSeq lists its product as uncharacterized. The transcript is spliced from 2 exons. Lineage: Eukaryota; Metazoa; Arthropoda; Insecta; Coleoptera; Chrysomelidae. The record is from RefSeq and is a predicted model, not a curated record. The coding region runs from base 2201 to 3709 and encodes 502 amino acids.